Molecule: messenger RNA, 1468 nt
Organism: Diceros bicornis minor
Lineage: Eukaryota; Metazoa; Chordata; Mammalia; Perissodactyla; Rhinocerotidae
Gene: CELF5
Product: CUGBP Elav-like family member 5
Exons: 12
Coding region: 1-1458 (485 amino acids)
Biological process (GO): regulation of alternative mRNA splicing, via spliceosome; mRNA splice site recognition
Cellular component (GO): ribonucleoprotein complex; cytoplasm; nucleus
Molecular function (GO): mRNA binding
Source: RefSeq, a predicted model, not a curated record
AUGGCCCGCCUGACGGAGAGCGAGGCGCGCCGGCAGCAGCAGCAGCUCCUGCAGCCGCGGCCCUCGCCCGUGGGCAGCAGCGGGCCCGAGCCCCCCGGGGGGCAGCCCGACGGCAUGAAGGACCUGGACGCCAUCAAGCUCUUCGUGGGCCAGAUCCCGCGCAACCUGGACGAGAAGGACCUCAAGCCGCUCUUCGAGCAGUUCGGCCGCAUCUACGAGCUCACGGUGCUCAAAGACCCCUACACCGGCAUGCACAAAGGUUGUGCCUUUCUCACCUACUGUGCCAGGGACUCCGCCAUCAAAGCCCAGACCGCCCUGCACGAACAGAAGACCUUGCCCGGGAUGGCGCGGCCGAUCCAGGUGAAGCCUGCGGACAGCGAAAGCCGCGGAGGUAGGGACCGGAAGCUGUUUGUGGGGAUGCUGAACAAGCAGCAGUCGGAGGAGGACGUGCUGCGGCUGUUCCAGCCCUUUGGGGUCAUCGACGAGUGCACCGUGCUCCGGGGGCCUGACGGCAGCAGCAAAGGCUGUGCCUUCGUGAAGUUCUCCUCGCACACGGAGGCUCAGGCGGCCAUCCACGCACUGCACGGCAGCCAGACCAUGCCGGGUGCCUCCUCCAGCCUGGUGGUCAAGUUUGCCGACACGGACAAAGAGCGAACUCUGCGACGCAUGCAGCAGAUGGUGGGCCAGCUGGGCAUCCUGACGCCGUCCCUCACCCUGCCCUUCAGCCCCUACAGUGCCUACGCCCAGGCUCUCAUGCAGCAGCAGACAACGGUCCUGUCCACCUCGGGCAGCUACCUGAGCCCCGGCGUGGCCUUCUCACCCUGCCACAUCCAGCAGAUCGGCGCCGUCAGCCUUAACGGGCUGCCCGCCACGCCCAUCGCCCCUGCCUCUGGACUGCACUCGCCCCCGCUGCUUGGCACUGCCACUGUGCCUGGCCUCGUGGCUCCCAUCACCAACGGCUUCGCGGGCGUCGUGCCCUUCCCUGGCGGGCACCCUGCCCUAGAAACCAUAUAUGCCAAUGGCCUUGUGCCCUACCCAGCUCAGAGCCCCACCGUGGCCGAGACCCUCCAUCCGGCGUUCACCGGAGUCCAGCAGUACACAGCCAUGUACCCCACUGCGGCCAUCACGCCCAUCGCGCACAGCGUCCCCCAGCCGCCGCCCCUCCUGCAGCAGCAGCAGCGAGAAGGUCCCGAAGGCUGUAACCUGUUUAUCUACCACCUCCCCCAGGAGUUUGGAGACACGGAGCUGACCCAGAUGUUCCUGCCCUUCGGCAAUAUCAUCUCCUCCAAGGUCUUUAUGGAUCGGGCCACCAACCAGAGCAAGUGUUUUGGCUUCGUGAGCUUUGACAACCCGGCCAGCGCGCAGACCGCCAUCCAGGCCAUGAACGGCUUUCAGAUCGGCAUGAAGAGGCUCAAAGUGCAGCUGAAGCGGCCCAAGGACCCGGGACACCCCUACUGACCCGCCCACA